Wasmannia auropunctata (little fire ant) is the source of this 347-nucleotide messenger RNA. Its product is annotated as B9 domain-containing protein 1-like. The annotation marks the transcript as partial. The record is from RefSeq and is a predicted model, not a curated record. The transcript is spliced from 2 exons. NCBI's taxonomy places the organism in Eukaryota, Metazoa, Arthropoda, Insecta, Hymenoptera, Formicidae.
GGUACCGAUCUACGUACCAGAAUCGUCAUCCAUGCUACAGCAUUUCGUGGAGUGGUUAACCGGCAGGAAACCAGAAUUAAUUGAUCCCACCAUAUUGGCAUCCGGCAACGGCAGAGAACUCACACGCAUGAGGGUUGAAGGAGUUGUUACCGUAACGUUCAACAUCAUCUUGAAGGAUUUGUUCAAGCUGGGUUACGACAACGGUGAAAAAUGGAAAAAAUGAUAACACGUUAAUUGUCUCAAUCUGAAGAGGAUUAUUGAGAUUUUAUCAAGGAAAUACGAUAUAUAAUAAUCCUAUUUUAUAAAUAAUAUUUUAACGAAUAAACAAUUGUGAAUUUUCCGUAUAA